AUGGAAGUAGGAGCUGAAGUUACGGUAAACACCCCUGAGCAUCAGUCUGUUAGAGGGCGAAUUAUUGAAAUCAUCGAAAAUAAGGCUUAUGUUCAUUUUGAAACACAAGAUAGACGCUUGGAUAAGUAUUUUGAUAUUUCUCAACUCACAGCAUUGCCUCCACCUAUCGUAGUUGAUGAGGAGCGACAGAAAAAAGACCAAGAAAAGCUUGAAGAAGAAAAGGAGAAAAUAAGAAACAUAGAUUCAGUUCAAGUUGGGAAAUACGUUAUAGAUGCAUGGUAUUACUCACCAUAUCCUGUUGAUAAAUCAGUUAGAAAGCUCUAUAUAUGCGAAUACUGCAUGAAAUACUUCACUUCAUUAAAAGAUUUACGUUCUCAUUACGCGGAAAUCUUCGAGAGAAAGCCGCCUGGCAGAGAAAUAUACAGAAAUGGAGAUAUCUCAAUAUUUGAAGUCAAAGGAAAGAAGCAGAAGAUGUUCUGUCAGUGUCUUUCCCUUCUUGGCAAAUUAUUCAUUGAACACAAGAAUUCGUACUUCGAUGUUGACUCUUUCAAUUACUACGUUCUUUGCGAAUGUGAUGACUACGGUGCUCAUUUGGCCGCGUUUUACUCAGUUGAAUCAAGACUGGUCGAAAACAAUCUUUCUUGCAUCGUUGUUCUACCUCCAUACCAAAAGAAAGGAUACGGAAGACUCCUCGUUUCACUUAGUUACGAAAUUUCAUUUAGAUCUGGAGUAAUUCUUGGCCCUGAGCGACCAUUAUCGGAUAUGGGACGCAUUUUAUACCUUUCUUACUGGAGAGAUGUUGUUAUUUCAACAAUUCUCAAAUCUCCAGACGAAUCUACUGAUUUAAACGUAAUUAGUGCAAAAACAUGGCUCAAGAAGGAUGAUAUCGUUGAGGCAAUCCAAUCUGCUGGAUUAAUGGUCCGUGCUUCAAGAACAGCGCCACUUACUAUUGAUUUGGACUUAAUUCAACAAGUUAAGGCUAAAUAUGAGGAUGUCGACCUCAAGCCACACAUUAAUCCUGAUCUCCUUCUUUGGUUUAAGAAAGGAUCUUUCAAUUAA
This is a messenger RNA of Trichomonas vaginalis G3, 1059 nucleotides long. RefSeq names its product histone acetyltransferase protein. The record is from RefSeq and is a predicted model, not a curated record. The coding region runs from base 1 to 1059 and encodes 352 amino acids. Gene Ontology annotation, molecular function: histone acetyltransferase activity. The transcript has a single exon. Gene Ontology annotation, biological process: regulation of DNA-templated transcription. NCBI's taxonomy places the organism in Eukaryota, Parabasalia, Trichomonadida, Trichomonadidae.